Sclerotinia sclerotiorum 1980 UF-70 is the source of this 642-nucleotide messenger RNA. RefSeq lists its product with no specific name. The record is from RefSeq and is a predicted model, not a curated record. NCBI's taxonomy places the organism in Eukaryota, Fungi, Ascomycota, Leotiomycetes, Helotiales, Sclerotiniaceae. Bases 1 to 642 code for a protein of 213 amino acids. The transcript is spliced from 2 exons.
AUGUCCCGAUCCACCAAGUUCAGCAAAGGCGAUGAUACGGAUACACAUUUUGCCAUCGUUACGAAGAAUGAUUCGAGUAAAUCGGAUGAAACGGUACAGUUUAAACUACCAACAUAUGGAGUUAUAACCACACUUCAUAGUGCCGUUGACUAUUUGACUACUGUGGGUAUUUUAAAGGAAAUCUACACGAACUACUACCGUGGCCGAUUAAUGAUCUUCGAGAUCGCCAGAAGAAAGCGGCCAUGGGCAUCGUUGUUAUCAAAAAAUAGAGAUAGAAUAAAGCUGGAUGGGCCCGCAUCGGAAUUAGAUCGUGCUCUUUUUGAUAUGAUUUAUCAUAGCGUCAGUGGAGACGUUGGUACUUCAAUUUGGCUUUGGCACGAUAGAGCUCUAGAAUCAUCAAAGAAUAAGGAAAAACAUCGCGAGAUGGAGCACAGGCAAAAAGAGCUGAUUUUAUAUGAUCCAGAGAUCAAAGAAUUUCUCAAGAGCGCCGCUUCGACUCUUCUAGGAUUAGAUAAGGAGCUUUGUGAUGAUUUUAUAAACCCUUUCAAACAAUGUAUGGUUAACGAGCAGGAGGUCAACUAUAAGAACCUCCUAACGAAGAUUCGAGAGGUUGAUGAGGAGGUCGGCAACUGCUGUCGAUAA